UGUUUCGGGGUUUGUUCGCUCUCUUCCUCACUCAUACACUAUGCUCUUUUAAUUCUUCUUCUUCUUCAAACUUUUGUUAUUUAUAUAGUUAAAGUUACACGCACCCGACGAACAGAACAUCCAAGUCUGUGAGUGUUUAUGCAUGUGUUGUGCUGUGUACAUCAACAUCACCAUCAGUUCAUUCAUUCAUGACAUUGGCUUUUAUUUAUUUACUUUGGUAUUCUGGUUGGUGGCUAGCUUGUAUUCUACACGAUUUAUCAACGCGCGCGGUGGGUGUGUGUGUAUGCACGUAAAUUUUGGAGUGCUUGAUUUCAAUAGCAGCAGCAGCAGCAGCAGCAGCAGCAGCAGCAGCAGCCGUAGACAAAGACAAUUUAUCGACAAAUUUCAUUUAUUUUGGAUUGCAAUCCUAAUUUGUUUCUUUUUUCGUUUAACGUUCCAACAAUCAUCGGAUAGAUUUUUAGUAAUUCGUCGACGACGAUUUUUUUUCUAGUGGAUUUACAAUAGUAACAAUAAAAACAACAACAACAAAAAAAAACAUACAUACAAAAGUGCAUUCAACUGCAAGUACGAACAUCGAACGAUAGCAAGUGGAUUGAAAAUAUGUAUUUCGACAAAUAGUGUAAAAUAAAGAGAACAAAAAUAGACGAAUAACAAGUAUUUGGUUUAAGUGGAGCGCAAUUAAGCCAAAGCUUCUUGGAAACUGGAAUCUAUCGACAGGUCGACUGUGAUAGAGUUCAACUAAUAAAUCAACUUGUAUAGUAAAUUUCAAGAAGGAGAGAAGAAGAGAGAGAUAAAAAUAAAGGAAAAAAUGUCGAAUUUGCCAAGUUAUUCGGCAACUAGACUUAUGACCGAAUCGGAUGAAUCGAUAAGUUUGCGAAACAAUAAUGUCACAAGCCAUCAACAACAAGAGGCUCAACAACAGCAGCAGCAACAACAAAAACAAUUGCAGCAGCAGCAACAACAACAACCCCAAAUUCCAUACCACGAUCCGCCUUAUCUAAUUCGUAAUUCACGUGCAUUUCGUCACUUUAAAAAUCCCCCACAGCCGCAUAUGUGCAUCAAAGAUCAUACAGAUGACGGUCAAGAGCUCUUCAUAAAUGUGAUGAGCUGGACUAAAAUCUGUAUGCCACACUCUGAAACGGAUCCAAUCCCAUUGUACGGCGGAAUGAGAGUUACGUCAGGUAGUCCAAAAUCACCGCUUAUGUUUGCCGUGAUGGCGAAUCCAGCAAUUUUAAAGCAUGUCGGUAGAAAAUGCUCGGAUGCUGAGGAAAAAUUGGCGCUCGUCAAACUAAUGUGUGAUUUCGUUGAGGCGAUGAAUCCCGGACUCAAAUUAGCUAGAGCUGCUGAGGUGCUAAAGGAUCGUGAUUUAUCGGGUGAAUUGAAAGAUAUUUGGGGUGCUGUUCAGGCAAAACGAUUACGUGAAAAAGAUUCAGCACCAUCGUACGAAAGUUAUUUGGCAUCACAAAAUCAAGUGUACAUUGAUUUUGGACCACCAGAAGCACCGCCAUACCAAUCAGAACGAGUGGCUGAUCAGCAACAGCAACAGCAACAGCAACAACAAUCGCCGCCGUCGAUCAAGAGCAACAAAGAUUCGCACAACCAUUCGAACAGUGUCUUAAACGUGGACGAAGUAGACAAUAAUAUUCCGCAACAAAUACUAGACAGUCAUCAAAAUAAUCUCAAUACCCUCGAUAAUAAUACACAAAUAGCGAUGACCAAUAACCGCAACAUAACCACACAGCAUAAAGAAAUGAAUGUAAUAAAGCCUUUGACAUCGCCGCCACCACCACCGACAGAAACAGCAACAACAGUGGCUGUUACGACGAUCACGAUGACAACAACAAUACCAACACCAACGGGCGACAGCGAUUCCAACAAAAAUGAUCGUCAAUUGACGAAAAAAGAUAAGCUCAGCGGUUUUCUUCCAAAUAGUUGCCAUAACAUAUUCCCAUUCAUUAAAACCAAAUCCAGUAGCCAUGAUAAAAACAAUGCGCACAAAGAGAAAAACGACACAAACCAAAAAGAUGCGAUGCAACAGCAACAGCAUCAGAGCAACAAUAUCACACGUAAAAUCCUACAUAGUAGCAAAGAUAGCAACAAUAAACUCAUACAGAAUAAAGACACAGCCAAUUUAGAAAGUGAAAUAUCCAAAUUAGACAUUGGCAAAAGUCAAUAAGCUCAAAUAUAGCAAACCCGACAACAACAACAACAACAACAACAACUGCUAAUGUACAUAUGCCGUGCGCACGGGCGCACACGCGCGCCCGCACCUACAUUUUCUACAUUCAGCCAAGUCGAGAGUCGAAAUCGCGCAAUCGAUAGUGCGUGUGUACACUGUGCACGCAACAUACGCUCAAAUCAAGUUGUCAUAUGUUAGUUUUGCAUUUACAAUGCAUUUUGUUUUUUUCUUCUAUUCAAAUCCGAUUUUGAAUUUGGCCAGCGGUAAACCCAAACUACGAUAUGGAAUAUCAAAAUGUGUCCGUUCGAAGAAAGAAAGAAAAACAAAACAAAAAGAUUCAACCGAAUAAAAAGAAAAUGAAUAAUUACCAAAGAAUAUUUUGCCCAAAUAUUGAAUCAACGAAAGACCUCCUGAGUAUGAGCUAGCUGAAAGAAAAGAAAACAUUUCCAAGAUACACAUUGAUCUCACAAUUAGGCAUUCGUUUCAAUUUUCCUCUUCGAAUUGAAUCGUUGUUUGGGCCGAGAAUUAAAGAAAAAACAUCCAAAAUUGUAACACAUCGCACACACACACACACACACACACAAAUACACGUACAAUCCCCUUCAGUUUAAACCGCUACCGUACGACCAUUAUUAUCAUUUGAACAACAAAUCAUAAUCAAUUUGAUUCGCGUAGACAAACCGUCUCAUUUGUUGUACGAAAAAAAGACAACAAGCAAAAAGCACACAACAACAAAAUCAGGGCUAAAAAGGAAGCGAUAACGGUAAAUUGAUAAAAUAGAGCGAGCUAGAGAAAGAGAUUUGUGUGUGCAUCAUCCCGAAUUCAAUCAUCAUCAACAGUGUCAUCGUCGUUGUUUGGCGCACAGUCCAUUUCAUGUUGUUUACAGGCCAUUUCGUGAAUUUCUUGACCUCGGACACAACCAACUAUGAUGAUUGUCAUGUCUACGUACAUGUGUGUGUUCGUGUGCAUAUUUUGCGUGCAAGCCAUUUUUUCUGUUCAAUUUUUUUUUUUUGGUUCAAUGAAACAACAAAUUGGUUACUGAGAAUCGUGGUUUGCAUGUCAAACUUCUGUAAUCAUUCUUAUUAUAAUAGAUUGAUAUAUUAUAAUAAUGAUGCCAUAUUUGUUUAGCUUUAAGUAUGACCAGAUACAUUUUGUCGGUGCUGAUUCGGCAAGCAGCAGUAGCGAAUGGGAGAUUUUUCUUUUCUUUCGAAAAAAUUGGAAAUGAAUUUUCAUCAUGUGCAGAUUUUUUUUCGGUUUUUUUUUUCGUUGUUCUUUAUAAGUGAAAAUGAAAUAUUCCUAAUAAAAAAAAAAUAAAGAGAGAAAAAUCGAAACGAAAAAAAAAAUCAAAUUGAAAUUAAAAAUGUAUUCAUUUUUUAUACAACUUAUCUACAAAUUAAGACAUGAAUUGAAUACAAAACAUUGAUUUGUUUUUCUCGUGUUUUUUUUAUAUCAUGUUUUCUUUUUUUUAAAUGGAAUGGUAAUUCUCUUUAUUUUUCCCUUCCAAAUAUAAAUUUAUAUGCAAUUUUAUUUGAAGGAAAAACCAAGAAAAACAAACAACAAAAUACUUGAAUAAAAUAAAUUAAAUGAUCUAAGUAAAAACAAAACUGAACGAAAAAAAA
Sitodiplosis mosellana (orange wheat blossom midge) is the source of this 3798-nucleotide messenger RNA. Its product is annotated as ras-interacting protein RIP3. The transcript is spliced from 5 exons. The coding region runs from base 809 to 2176 and encodes 455 amino acids. NCBI's taxonomy places the organism in Eukaryota, Metazoa, Arthropoda, Insecta, Diptera, Cecidomyiidae. The record is from RefSeq and is a predicted model, not a curated record.